AUCGGUGCUCUGUUGCCGGGCACAUCAAGACCGGUGACUGGGAAGUCACCGCGGACCAGACUGCCUUGCUGAGCCACCCUCCCUCCAGCACUUGGCAGAGAAGGAGCAGACAGACUUACCUCGUUCCAAAAUGGCAUCGACCUUUUAUGGAGUUUUCCUCAUUGUCAGCAUCUGCGCUGUAAUCCGCUGUGUGCCCCCACCCGGGAACUCCAGCAAGGGAUCCCUCUGCCCGUCCUCCUCAAGGAGCACCGCCGCCUCCCGGCUGUCCUCCAGCAACACCAACUUUGCCUUCCGCCUGUACCGGAGGCUGGUUUUGAAGACUCCGGACCAGAACGUCUUCUUCUCCCCACUGAGUGUCUCCGCUUCCCUGGCCAUGCUAUCCCUUGGGGCCCGCUCAGCCACCAAGACCCAGAUCCUCCAGAGCCUGGGGUUCAACCUCACGCACGUGCCAGAGCCUGCCAUCCACCAGGCCUUCCAGCACCUGCUCCAGUCGCUCAGAGCCCCCAGUGAAGACCUGGACCUGAGGAUAGGGAGUGUCGUCUUCCUCAAAAAGGAGCUGCAGCUGCAGGCAAAUUUCUUGGACAACAUCAGGAGGCUGUAUGAGUCCAAAAUCUUUUCUAUAGAUUUCUCAAGCACCUCCACUGCCCGGGAGAAGAUCAACAGCUACGUGGAGAAGGAGACCAAAGGGAAGGUGGUAGACUUAAUCCAAGGCCUUGAACCUCUAACAGUCAUGGUCCUAGUGAACCACAUUUUCUUUAAAGCCAAAUGGGAAAAGCCCUUUAACCCUGGCUCUACGAGGAAGAACUCCCCAUUCCUGGUGGGCAAGAAGACCACUGUGAAGGUCCCAAUGAUGCACCAGGUGGAAGAGUUUGUCUUUGGAGUGGAUCCAAAACUGAACUGCUCAGUGCUGCGGAUGGACUACGGCAGACAUACCGCAGCCUUCUUUGUCCUCCCUGGCCAGGGCAAGAUGAGGCAGCUGGAACAGACUUUGUCAGCCAAGACACUGAGGAAUUGGAGCCACUUACUCCAGAAAAGGUGGAUAGAGGUGUUCAUUCCAAAAUUCUCCAUUUCUGCCUCCUAUGACCUAGAAACCAUCCUCCCAAAGAUGGGCAUCUGGGAUGCCUUUGAUAAAAAUGCUGAUUUUUCCGGAAUUACAAAGAGAGACUUCCUGCAGCUUUCCAAAGCCGCCCACAAGGCUGUGCUGGAUGUCAGCGAGGAGGGCACCGAAGCCGCAGCGGCCACGGCCACCAAGCUCAUAGUCCGCUCGAAGGACGGCCCCUCUCACACCGUCGUCCGCUUCGAUCGGCCCUUCCUGCUGCUGCUGAUCAACAGAGCCACAGAGGCCAUUCUCUUCCUUGGGAAAGUUGAAAAUCCCACGAAAUUCUAGGUGGAAACCUCCUGCUGACGGAGUCCACAUUGAAAACUCCCAGGAAAUAAAUUGUGUUGUGA
Molecule: messenger RNA, 1449 nt
Organism: Lontra canadensis (Northern American river otter)
Lineage: Eukaryota; Metazoa; Chordata; Mammalia; Carnivora; Mustelidae
Gene: SERPINA9
Product: serpin family A member 9
Exons: 5
Coding region: 131-1387 (418 amino acids)
Biological process (GO): negative regulation of endopeptidase activity
Molecular function (GO): serine-type endopeptidase inhibitor activity
Source: RefSeq, a predicted model, not a curated record